AUGAUCGUAAGCUUCAAGCUCGAGACGGACCCCGCCAUCCUCGUCCACAAGGCCCGCUACAGCCUCGACCGCUACCAGCACCAUCUCGUCAUCGGGAACCUGCUGUCGACGCGCAAGUGGGAGGUCGUCUUUGUGAGCCCCGGCCGUCCGGACCACUGGGUGCGCGUGCCGAGCGCCGCGCGCGAGGCCGCGAGCCACCGCCGCGAUGCGGGCGCCGCGGCAGCAGGUCGGCAGGGGCCGACACAGGCGCAGGCGCAGGCGCAAGGGGAUGAGCAUGUCGAUGAGAAGCCCAUGGACCCGGCGUGGCUGCCCGAUGGCGAGCCCGAGGUCGAGAUUGAAAGCCUCAUCAUCCCGGCGGUCGAGGCGUUGCAUCGGGAGCACAUCAAGGCAAGCGCGGCUAGCAAAUAG
Verticillium dahliae VdLs.17 is the source of this 408-nucleotide messenger RNA. RefSeq lists its product as uncharacterized. The coding region runs from base 1 to 408 and encodes 135 amino acids. NCBI's taxonomy places the organism in Eukaryota, Fungi, Ascomycota, Sordariomycetes, Glomerellales, Plectosphaerellaceae. The record is from RefSeq and is a predicted model, not a curated record. The transcript has a single exon.